Glossina fuscipes is the source of this 7763-nucleotide messenger RNA. RefSeq lists its product as uncharacterized. Lineage: Eukaryota; Metazoa; Arthropoda; Insecta; Diptera; Glossinidae. The transcript has 9 exons. The record is from RefSeq and is a predicted model, not a curated record. The coding region runs from base 47 to 7219 and encodes 2390 amino acids.
AGCGUAUUACUUAGUUUAACGUGAUAAGCGGAAAGUUUCAAAUACAAUGUUGCCAAGAAAAGCGAUUAUUGGAAUUCUAAUAGGAUUUAUCCUUGUAUAUUUCGUUCAAGCGGAAGGUUUAUCAUGUUGGCAGUGCAUAGAUAAUGAAUGUGAAGAGAGUCAGACUAGGCAAUGUACUAACAAUAAAACCGAUAAUCAAUGUUUCAUUCUUUUCGAUGAUCGCGCAUCCAUUAUUGACAUGGGCUGUGUUGGUGAUCAAGAUGAUGACUUUGUUUUCAAUAAUAUUUACAACUUGUUCUUAUGUAACAGUGAUAAUUGUAACGCCUUUGAAAAUAUUCCACAUUCAACAUAUUGCUCCCUAUGUGAUUCCAACUAUGAUUUGGAUUGCGCUUCCAGUCCUAACGAUGUGGAUAAUGGUAAAACAUGCGGCCCCCCGCCGCUUACGCAAUGCUUUGCAAAAGUGAACGAAGAUGGAUCGACUCAACGUGGUUGUGUCAGUGACUUGAACAAAACCGAUUUAUUCUCCUGUCUAAACAACAAUACAACUCUAUGCAUGACUUGCAACGAAAAUAAGUGCAACACGAAAAUAUUUCCCGAAAACCGCCUCAGUUGCCACCGUUGCAACUCUACUGCUGACCCGAAUUGCGAGAGUUCACCAAAAUUAAGUUCAAUUUGUCCUAGAUAUUCUGAGACGGAAUCUUGUAUAACAAAGUUAGUCGAUGAUAUCACGUAUCGUGACUGCAGCCCAGAAUUGGCAUGUGAUAGUACUGAUAAGCAGACAUGCCGAUCGUGCAACACCAAUGACUGUAAUGUUGUGAAUUUAUUUAAUAGUUAUAUCGGAUAUCCAGGCAAAUGGCAAGAGGUACCUAUUAGUUGUUUCAGUUGUUUGGGUAGAAACUGUCGCGAAACAAAUCCCGAUCAGCUUAGGCAAUGCGAGCUAAACGAUCACCAAAAUUGCGUUACUGUAUUCGAAAAAGACGGAACAAUAGUGCAGCGGGGAUGUUCUGAUGAAAUUUACGCUGAAAAGUAUUCCAAAUAUUGCGAUGAAAAUUUUCAAUUUUGCAAAUUUUGUAAAUCGAAUGCUUGCAAUGCGGCUACUGAUCUCAAAGCUUAUGUUGAUUGUUUGUUUUGCGAUGGUUUCAAUGAUAAAAGUUGCGUAUCCGGCGUUGACGCUAUUAAACGGACUCGUUCUUGUCACGAAGCGUGCAUGACCAUAUUAUAUCCACGUGUCGACGAAGAAGAUCCCGGUUACGAAUUAACUAGAACAUGCCUUGAUGAUUUAGAGCGUGAUGCUCAAACUGUCUGCGUUGGUGGCGAUAAUACUUUUUGUAAGGCUUGUCAAAAUUCCACUUGUAAUUCAGUUGAUAUUCCCGAUUCGCCACGUUUAACCUGCAAUACAUGCCAGAACGCUGAAUGCAACAAUAUAACAAGUGCUCAAUGUACAGCGUUUCGAGAAAAUGACAAAUGUUUCAUCCUCUUCAGCAAUGGCAAUCCAAACGGUAUGGGUUGUAUGAGUGACUUGGAUUCGUCUUUUAUAAAGGCCAAUAGACGCCAGCUAUUAUUUUGUGAUGGCGAUGAUUGCAAUAGUCUUGAUGACAUACCACAAACCGGUUACUGCGUGGAAUGUAAUUCAACUAAUGAUCCUAGUUGUGUUUCAGACUCCUCAAAGGACUCAAGAGAAUGUGAAGAUUUACCCCAUACCCAAUGUUAUAUGCGUAUUGAUAAAGACGGUUCUACACAUCGCGGUUGUGUCUCCGAUCUAAGUAAUGAUCUCUUUGAGGAGUGUAUUGAUAGUACCGGACAAUGUCAAGUUUGUGAUUCUAAUAUUUGCAAUAAUGAGGUAUACCCUAAGGAUCGUCGCAGUUGCAUACGUUGCGAUUCUUUAAGUGACUCUGCUUGUGAGGACGAUCCCUCACCAUUCGCCAGCAUUUGCUUAAUUUAUGAAGAAGACGAUAAUUGCGUUACUAAACUAAACGGUACCCAAACUUUACGCGAUUGCACAUCAGCCCUUAGUUGUGACGUAGCCGAUCGAGAAAAAUGUCGAAUAUGUGCUGGUACAAAUGAUUGUAAUGGCGUGAAUCUUUUAGCCAACGCUGUUGGUUUGCCGGGAAAAUGGCAACCUUUGCCUUUAAAAUGUUACGUUUGCGAAGGGAAAUCUUGCGAGGAUAUUAAAACUUCACGUAUUGAGGAGUGUGAAGGAAAUAUUUUCCAAACAUGUAUGACAGUUUUCGCUUUGGAUCACGACGUCGUACAACGGGGCUGUAGUGACGAUGUGGCUAUAACUCAAGAGAACUAUUGCGAUCAACAUCCAGACCUAUGCUUAGCUUGCAAAUCAAACGAAUGCAAUGAUGCUGAACGAUUAGAAGACUUUGUGGAUUGCUAUUUUUGCGAUUCGACGGAGGCUGAUGCUUGUGUUAUUAGCCCCAUACAGUCUCGUGGCAGAACGCGUAAAUGUUACAAGGAUUGCAUGGUCGCUUUAUAUCCGCGAGAUAAUAGCAGCGAUGUAGCGUUUGAAUUAACGCGUACUUGCUUGAAUGAUUUAGACUUGAAAGAACGUGAAAGUUGCACAAAAGGUGAAAAUAAUUAUUGCAUUUCUUGUUCGGAUCAAUUAUGCAACGCUAUGAUUUUUCCUGACGAUCGUCAGGAAUGUUAUCAGUGCUUAAAAGAUAGUUGCGAAGAAUACACGACUGAGUUGUGUACUACGUAUCAUCCACAAGAUCAGUGCUACGUUUUAUUUGAAAACGAAGACAUGUCACAAAUGGGUUGCCGUAGUGAGUUUGAUAACGAUACCGUCCUUGAUUUAAUCAAACAGAAGAAGAUGUUGUUAUGUAAUGGCAAAAAUUGCAACAACCCGGAAGCGCUACCGACACCGAAAAUGUGCUCCACUUGCAGUUCCGAAAGCGAUGUGUUGUGUGCAACUAAUCCGAAUUUGGUCACAAGCACAAAUUCUUGCUCCGCAUUACCUUAUACUGAUUGUUAUACGCGUAUCAACGCUAACAAUGGUCAUACGGAGCGUGGGUGCCUGGCUGCAUUGGACAAUGACAUAUUUUACGAUUGUUUAAUGGCAGGGGAAAAUGAACUAUGUCAGACCUGUGUUGGCGACAAAUGUAAUUCAAUUGAUGUCUUUCCAAUUGAUCGUAGAAAAUGUCAUCAAUGUGACUCAUCCAUUGAUCCACUCUGCGCCGCUUCUCCCAAUGCCAAUAAAGUGUGUCCAAUUUAUAAAGAAAACGAUUCUUGUGUAACGAAUCUGGCUAAUGGCACAACUAGUCGCGGCUGUGCCUCGAGCAUGAAGUGUGACGAUGAAAAUGACAACACCACAUGCCGUAAAUGCGACUUUGAUGGUUGCAACACCAUUAAUCUCGAAUAUGUCGUUGAUGAAGGAAAACCAGGAAAAUGGCAGGAUCUUCCUCUAACUUGUUACACUUGCGAGAACGAAAGUCAAUGUCAGAACCUUGGUUCUUUUAGAGUAUGUGAGGGCAAUCCAACUCAAAAUUGUAUGACAAUCUUUAACGCUAAAGGACAAGUUAAAGCACGUGGUUGCAGUGAUGCUGUUGAACUCGCCAAUAAAGACUAUUGCGAAGCUAAACCGGAAAACUGCUUAAAAUGCAACUCAAAUGGCUGUAAUUUGGCUACAAGUUUGGAGGACUACGUUGAAUGUUUAUACUGCGAUUCAGAAUCUUUGGAAGAAUGUGUCAACAAUAUAAACUCCACUGUUAAUCAGAUCCGAAAAUGUUAUAAGCAUUGCAUGACUGCUUUGUAUGCUCGUGACAAAGAAGAAAAUCCCGCUUACGGUCUGCUUAGAUCAUGUUAUGAUGACAUGGACCUUGAUGACCGCGAAGAUUGCGCGUCUGGCGCUAACGAAUUUUGCAAAGCAUGUGAUACCGAAAAGUGCAAUGUAGUCAAUAUUCCUGAAAAACGUCAUAGCUGCAAUAUCUGUGAAGACGAUACAUGCAAAAAUCUUAAGACUCAAGAGUGUGUAGCUUAUCACCCCGAGGAUCAAUGUUACCUACUAUUUAAUGAAACUCACUCUGUCAUUGAAAUGGGUUGUCGCAGCAAAUUUAACAAUGCAGAAUUGAAUGGUUUAAUCAAACAGAAACGCAUUUACUUAUGCGACGGAGAUAAUUGCAACACCCACGCCAUUAUACCACAAGUUCAAACGUGUGCUUUGUGCAAUUCACGGACUGAUAUAAAGUGUGCAACAAAUCCUGAAAAAUUGGAACAUUCCACAGUAUGCGCUUCUCUGCCGUACCCCGAGUGCUACUCGCGCGUAUUGCCGGACGGUUGGACUGAAAGAGGUUGCUUAUCUAAUUUACAAGAUGACGAUUUUCUAAACUGCUUAAAUACGACUUCACCGAGUUGCUCAAGUUGUCGCGGCGACCUUUGCAAUCGAAAAAUAUACCCUUCCGAUCGGCUUUCAUGUCACAUAUGUGAUUCGAACACUAACGGGGAUUGUGAAACUUCGCCAAAUAGUCUGAGCAUAUGCCCUAAAUAUGAUCCAGAAGAUGCUUGUGUUACUAGCUUCCACGAAAAUACUACUUAUCGCGGUUGUAAAUCUCAUGUGGCAUGCGAUAUUUUUAAUCCGAGAAAGUGUGUCGUUUGUGAAGGCAGUGGCUGUAAUACUGUUAACUUGGCCAAAAAACAAGAUGAUAAUUUUGGAAAAUGGCAGAAUUUACCUUUGACUUGCUUCACUUGCAACCAAAGUGAUUGCGCUUCGCUAGAGACAACCCAAAAACUAGAGUGUGAACUAAAUGAUGAACAAGACUGUAUGACUGUAUUUGAUCAAAGCGGUGUAGUGAUAAGUCGCGGGUGUUCCAAUUUAGUGGAAAAGUUUUACGGAGACUUUUGCGAAGCAAACGAAGACAAUUGUUACGCGUGUAAGUCGAACGAAUGUAAUACAGCUCUUGCUAAAUCAGAGUUUGUCGAUUGUAUUUACUGUACGUCUUAUAAGAAUUCCGAAUGCUUAUGGAAUCCGCAAAAUAGCAUCCAUAGAACUCGUCAAUGCCAAGGUGGAUGCAUGACCGCUUUGUGGCCGAUGGACUCCGGGGAGUCCAGUUUUGAUUUAAUACGCACAUGUUUGAACGACAAAGAAGUUAAAGAUCAAACCACCUGUUCGAACGGUGAAGACGCUAAUUGCCGAGCCUGCCUAUAUGAUCGUUGUAAUGUUGACGAGCUACCGGAGGAACGUCACUCCUGCUAUACAUGUGAAGAAGAUUGCGAAAAUCCAAUCCCAAAACGCUGUCCCUUGGUCGGGGAAAACGAUUCUUGUUUUACUGAGUUUAAUGAAAUCAAUGAAAUUAGUCAAAUGGGUUGCCUUAGUUCAUUGCAUAAUCAAGAAUUGGAAGAUAUCAUUAAAACUAGAAGGGUUUUAAUAUGUUCAGGCGAUGAUUGUAAUUCUCUUGAAAGCGUUCCAGCAGCUCAAAGUUGUGCAAUUUGCAAGUCAUCCGAUGAUGAGGCUUGCGCUGUGAAACCGCAAGACAUUGGAACAUUCACUGACUGCAAAAGCUUACCUUAUACUAAUUGUUACAGUAAAUUAAAUGAAGAUGGAGUAACCGAGAGGGGGUGUUUGUUUACCUUGCCAGAGGAUGACUUUGUGUCUUGUGUGUUAAAUACAAAUGAAAAUUGUGAAAUUUGUACUGGAGACAAUUGCAACCGGGAGAUUUUCCCUCCAGACCGAUUAAUGUGUUACGCUUGCUCCUCCGACGAAGACCCUGCUUGUGAAUCCUUUCCGAUGACAGCUAGGCCGUGUCCAAUCGUUAAUGAAACCGAGUCAUGUGUAACGGCUUUAAGUAAUAAUAUCACCGUUCGUGACUGCAAGUCGUACGUCUAUUGUGAUUCUACCGACCCUAAAACUUGCCGCUCGUGUUUCGCCACCAAAUGUAAUUCCAUUGAUUUAUUCAAUAAAAUUGAUGAUGGCCUUCAUGGCGUUUGGCAAGAACUACCUUUGCGUUGUCAUACCUGCGAAGGCGAUGAGUGCUUACACUCAUUAGGACCCGCGUAUAACUGUUCCGUGAGGAAUAUUCACCAAGAUUGCAUGACAGUUUUCGAUCUUUUGGGCAACGUCCAGCGUCGUGGCUGCUCUGAUGAUGUAGAGGACUAUGAAGAUUUAUUUUGUCGCCUGAAUCCUGAUCUAUGUUUUAAAUGCAAAUCUAACGAAUGCAAUAUGGUUUGGAGCACUGACGCAUAUGUAAAAUGCGUUUUCUGUAACUCAGAAACUGAUGCUUCAUGCACAAUGAACCCAGAAAGUACUGAGUUUGAAAGCAGAAAAUGUCACAAAGAAUGUAUGGUUGUCAUGAACGAUAAUCAAAUUAUUCGUUCUUGUUUGGAUGAUAAAGAGAUACUACAUCAACAAGCAUGUCGUCUUAGUGAAAAUAACAAAGACUGCGCUGCAUGCGCGAACGACGGGUGCAACAAUUUUGUAUUCCCAUCCGAUCGCCUCAAAUGUUACAUGUGCGACGAUAGCACACCUUGCCCACUGACUUCUUCGAAAUAUUGUGAGAUUUAUGACGAUAAUGAUUCCUGUUUUGCCAAAUUCAAUGACGGCAAAGUAGACUUGAUGGGUUGUAUUAGCACACUCAACAGCAGCGAUAUAGACGAUUGGACAGAGCAAAAUAUCUUUUAUCAGUGUGAAGGCAGUGAAUGCAAUGAAAUCUCUCGAUUACCAAGUGGUGUGAAAUGUAUUUUUUGCGACUCAAGCAACACGCCUGAUUGCGCUCAACAGCCAAACCUAAUAGAAACAACAAAGGAUUGUAAAGCACCCAAUGACAUAUGCGUUACCCGUAUCUUGGAAGGUCACACGUUAAGAGGCUGCUUUGCUCAACUGAACUCAACAGAGCAAAACUGCGUUAAGACGGGGACAUGUCACAAAUGCAAGGGCGAUAACUGUAAUAAUCAGAUUUUCCCUGACGAUCGUCGCCAAUGUUAUAUUUGCAACUCUACAGAACACGCAAAUUGUGCUGCUGACCCUCUUAAGCCAGAAGUUUGUCCCAUUUAUGAUAGUAACGAUAGCUGCGUGACAUUGCUGAAGGAUAACACCUUGAUUAGAGGUUGUGGUUCUCAGAUCAUUUGUGAUCAAAGUGAUAGCGACAAUUGCGAUAUUUGUCAUACGGACGCUUGCAAUACGGUCGUCCUUAAAGGUUCUGCUGGUGGUUUGGAUAAGCACUUUACCCCUAUAAUCUCAUUUAUCAUCUUUAUGUUUUCAUUUAUGAUUAGUUGCUAUUAAACUUAGACAUUAGGUGGUCUUGAGUUUAAAAAAUUUUUAUAUUCACUUUUACUUGCCAAUAAUAGCUUUAGUAGUAAGACAACAUAUGUACUUCAUAGUCUGAUAUCUGAAGAAGUGAAAAACGUUUUAAGCAUUUUGCUAAUAACUUACCCGAUGGGGAUAAGCCAAAUGCCAGGUAACGUUAAGUUUUGAACCAGACAGUAGCGAAGUAUGUUCUAAUCCUGGAAUUGAGAAAAAAAUUAUUAUAAUUAUUAGUAUUUAUUUACUUAAUCUAAUAAAAUAAAUUCUUAGACUAAUUGGGAAAAAAGAGACGUCGAAAUCUAACGGCCAAGGUUUUUGGUGGAACAAAUUAAAUGGUUGGUCUAGUCAUUUUGAUGUCUUUACAAGCUUGCGUUCUACGAGUACCUUAAUAAUUGGGAAGAUCUUUAAAGCGGUUAUGUCAAUUUGAUGUUGUUUCCUUUUCAAAACAACUUUUCGAAAAAUCGACCCGAUAUUCAUUAGAUUUUAAGUCAUGUUUUUUACUGUUUCAUAUGCAAACACUUUA